This is a messenger RNA of Arvicola amphibius (Eurasian water vole), 1648 nucleotides long. It is a transcript of the gene Znf641, whose product is annotated as zinc finger protein 641. Gene Ontology annotation, biological process: regulation of transcription by RNA polymerase II. Gene Ontology annotation, cellular component: nucleus. Lineage: Eukaryota; Metazoa; Chordata; Mammalia; Rodentia; Cricetidae. The record is from RefSeq and is a predicted model, not a curated record. Gene Ontology annotation, molecular function: DNA-binding transcription activator activity, RNA polymerase II-specific; RNA polymerase II cis-regulatory region sequence-specific DNA binding. The transcript has 6 exons. The coding region runs from base 44 to 1330 and encodes 428 amino acids.
UCUGAACAGCCUGCAGCCCUGGGAGCAGGAUGGGAGUCAACAAAUGUACAUCUGGAUGGAGCAGAGCCCCAGAUGGAGAGAGGAAACCAGAAAGAGGGCCCGUGGAGAGCAGCACCAGGGCCACUGGAGCACCUUCACUGUGACCUUGGAGAGGAGCCACUGUCCCUUCAGGAGAAGGCUCAGUCUGCUCCCUGGGAUCCUGCAGUUCCCCAGGAGGGCAACACUGCAGACUGGGAAAUGGCAGCCGCACUUCUUGCAGCCGGAUCCCAGAGAAGGGAAGGUCGAGUGGAGGAAGGAGGCUGUGGUACAGUCUGCGAGAAAGGAUGAGGAGGGACUGGUAACCAUCAGGGAUGUGUCGUUGUGCUUCUCCCAGGAGGAGUGGCGGAGCCUGGAUCCCUCGCAGACAGACUUUUAUGGAGAAUAUGUCAUGCAGGAAAACUGUGGGAUUGUCGUCUCUCUGAGGUUUCCGAUUCCCAAACUGGACAUGCUUUCUCAACUAGAGGGAGGAGAAGAACAGUGGGUACCUGACCCCCAGGACUUAGAAGGGAGAGAUAUCCUAAAGGUCACAUAUACAGGAAAUGGAAGCGAACAUGAAGGUGACACUCCUGAACUAGAGGCUGAACCUCCCAGGAUGUUAUCCAGUGUAUCUGAAGAUACUGUUCCCUGGAAUCCAGGGCAGGCUCGGAGCUGGGAGUCCAUGCCUAGGGGCCCGAGAGACAUGCUCCUCAGCCCACCCUUUCUUCGGGAAGGCAGCUUCUCAAGCUUUCUAGGUAGUGGUGGCAUGGAGUCUCUCUUAAAACCCCAUACAUGCCCUCAGUGUGGGAAACAGUUUGUGUGGGGCUCCCAUCUCGCCAGGCAUCAGCAAACCCACACUGGGGAGAGGCCCUACAGCUGCCUUAAGUGUGACAAAAGCUUCGGGCGAAGGCAUCACCUGAUUAGGCACCAGAAAACCCAUCUACGCGACAAGCCAAGCAGAUGUUCUGAGUGUGGCAAGAAUUUUCGAUGCAACUCCCAUCUGGCCAGCCACCAGAGAGUACAUGCGGAGGGCAAGUCCUACAAGGGCCAAGAGAUCGGAGAGAGUCCCGGGGCCAGGAAACAGCAGCUUGCCCCACCGGUGCCAAAGUGUCAUGUGUGCACUGAAUGCGGGAAGAGCUUUGGCCGAAGGCACCACCUCGUGAGACACUGGCUGACCCACACUGGGGAGAAGCCCUUCCAUUGCCCUCGCUGUGAGAAGAGCUUUGGCCGCAAGCACCACCUGGACAGGCACCUGCUGACCCACCAGGGACAGAGUCCUGGGAGCAGCUGGGACAGAGGGACAUCUGCCUUUUGAAAUCUGUCUCUUCUGUUGCUAUGGUCAAACCUCUCAGCCAUACUAUCAGCAGCCACUGCCAGAGCUUCCCCUCUCCUGUACCUGAUGGCCAGAGCAUUUCUUACCAGUUCGUACGAAAACGGAGUUCUUUGGGCAAAAUUUUGGGAAACAGUACAAAAUCUGUGAUUAUUCAGCUUGAACCAACUGUCAAGAAAACAGUGGAACCAGUAGUGAUGGGUGAGGUUCAUGCUUAUUAGUUGGAGUCUAUGUUGAAGUCAAUAUUUAUACAUCACCCUUGUAUGCUGAUUAUAUCCCCUCUUCAAAGAGAAGGAAAGUGAA